AUGUCUGAGUUUUUGAAGUGGGCAGAUACUUUGUUGCGCUGUGCACGAGACGGCCUGGAGAAGAGGAGCAUAUACAGCAAUGAAAAGAACGAAACUAACUGUAAGCGACAGGAUCCUCCGAGUGACAGUUCAGAAGGUGAUUCCCCAUCAUCUCUCGUCAAACUACACAAAAAGCCCCGUUUAGGAAGCGGGUCCUCCUCACCAUGUUUACCAAGCACACCAGAAAAACAGAUAACCCAGACAGAACCUAAGACUCCGGAGAACGUUCGACAGCUGUAUUCUCUUAUCGACAACCUGCGCGUAAGGACGUCCAUGCUCGUUGCUUCCAGACUUCCGACAAUAUUCUACGGGGCCAGGACGCACAAGCAGAUCGAGCAGGUGGUGAAGGAGUUCGCCAGGACCGUGUACACGAGAGACGCGCCCAUGACCGUUCUUUCUAGCCGCGAAUACAGCUGCAUUCGGGAGUUCGACCGGGCGCAGUGGGCUUCCAAGAACGAUAUGUGUAGAGGAUGUGUUAGGACAUUUGAAAGCACUCGCAAAGAGUCAUCCAACUGUACUUACUACGAAAAACGAAAAGCCCUCAACCACAGGACGAUGCCGCCUGUUUUCGACUUGGAAGACUUGGUCGCCGCGGGAAAGCAGAAACAGGCCUGCCCCUACUAUGCCGCUAGAGAAAUGGCCACGGCAGCGAGUAUUGUCUUCUGUCCGUACAACUAUCUGAUAGAACCCGGUAUUAGGAGCAGUAUGCAAAUCGACGUAACAGACAAUAUAGUAAUAAUAGACGAAGGACACAAUAUAGAGGACGUGUGUCGCGACGCAGCGACGUAUAUCAUCACUCGUGCGCAGGUCAGCACUGCGAUUUCUGAACUUCAAAAGGUGUCCCAAUUUACUUACGCCAACCAGGAUUCGACGGGAUAUAUCGACUUCUUGUUGAAGGUGCUCAACAGUUGGGACCAAUGGUUCGUUAACCAAACGCCCUUGAUCAAGAACUGCCCUGUGAACAACAACGAAGCUGUCUACACUUGGCCGGUCGAAUAUUUCGUUAACACCUUGGACAAUCACAACAUUGGACUCAAACACUAUACAGAGUUUCGCGAUCACGCUGAAAUGUUCCUGCGUCGGCUACGCGAGGACCCACGGACUCUGUUAGGUGUCACGCAAUCUACCGGGACUCUUAUCGAGAGCAUCGACAUUGUCCUAGGAUUCUUGUUUCGGGAGGGAGGCCGCCAUAUCGACGAUUUUGUUCCUGCGCUCGUUCGUACCGUUGUCGAUGAGAAUGACGAUUCAGCCUGGCGGUACUCCAACAAUAGACGCACAGCAGAAAAAGAAACAUUAUCACUUAAAUUAUUGUGCAUGAAUCCGGCGAUUAUCUUCGAGGCGCUAAAAUCAACUCGAUGCAUCAUCAUAGCUUCGGGGACCCUUACUCCAUUAAUCAGUAUGCAUUCUGAACUUGCGACGGAGUUCCCUCUUCAAGUCAGCCCGAAACACGUGAUUUCAAGUGACAGGGUUUGGAUAGGUAGUUUAUCCACUUGUCCUGAUGGCAGCCCUCUCCAUUGCGUGAACAGGAAUACUCAACAGGUGCACAUACAGGACGCGCUGGGUGAGACUGUGCUACACGUAUGUAGGGCUACACCGUCGGGCGUACUUUGCUUCUUACCUUCAUACGGUCUCAUGAACACACUUAUUAAACGUUGGCGUGAAACUAACGUAUGGAGAAAAUUGGAAAAUUUAAAACAAGUGUUCAAAGAAAGUCGAAACGUACGAGAUCACAACGAGAUUAUGGAGGAUUACUACGAAUGUGCCGCGUCGCCCCGGGGCGCGUUGCUGUUCGCCGUGUACCGAGGCAAAGUAUCGGAAGGAAUGGACUUCAAGGACCACCAGGCACGCGCCGUGAUUACUAUUGGCAUACCAUUUCCUAAUACGUUCGAUAUGGCUGUGAAGGAGAAAAUGAAGUACAACGAUAAGUAUAUGCAGUCCAGAAAAUUGCUCUCCGGUUAUGAUUGGCUGCGAGUUCAGGCUUUUAGAGCACUGAAUCAAGCCGUGGGCCGAUGUGUCAGACAUAGGAACGACUGGGGCGCAGUAUUGCUGGUCGACGCGCGCUUUAGGGAUCCUCGAAAUAACGAACACCUCUCAAAAUGGGUUCGAGAGUUUCUGAACAACAACCACCACACAUUUGACAGCCUAAUGAACAGCGAUAAUAACCUGGAGUCAUUCAUGAAGCAUAUGAAGAUACAAGAAUGCGAAGAGGACACGUGA
Leptosia nina is the source of this 2256-nucleotide messenger RNA. The record is from the annotation of a GenBank genome assembly. NCBI's taxonomy places the organism in Eukaryota, Metazoa, Arthropoda, Insecta, Lepidoptera, Pieridae.